GGGAGGAAGAGGGAGAUCGGGAGGAGGAGGUGGACAAGAAAGAUCAGGAGGAGGAGGUGGACGAGAAAGAUCGGAGGAGGAGGAGGGGGUCAAUGAUGGGGAGGGGAGGAAGUCAUCGAUGGGGAGGGAAUGAGGUCCGCGAUGGGGAGGGGAGAAAGAGGGAGAUUGGGAGGAGGAGGUGGAAGAGGACGACGGGGAGGAGGAGGAAGUCGGCGAUCGGGAGGGAAGGAAGAGGAUCGGGAAGAGGAGGAGGAGGACGACGACGGGGAGGAUGAGGACGAAGAGGGCGAUGGGGAGGAGGAAGACGACGAAGACGAUCGGGAGGAGGAGAGGAAGUCAGCAUUGGGGAGGGGAGGAAGAGGCAGAUCGGGAGGAGAGGGGGGAAGAGGACGAAGGAAGUCAGCAUUGGGGAGGGGAGGAAGAGGCAGAUCGGAGGAGGAGGAAGAGGAUGAUGGGGAGGAGGAGGACGAAGAGGGCGAUGAGGAGGAGAAGACGACAAAGACGAUCGGCAGAGGAAGUCAGCGAUGGGGGACGAAGUCGACGAUGGGGAGGAGGAGGAAGACGACGGGGAGGAGGACGUGGCAAGGGAGGAGGAGGAAGUCGACGCUUCGUCCUCCAUUGUCGUCUUCCUCCUCCCCUCGUCACGGUGAUGGCGACGACCAGGGCAAUGGCGGCAGCUCCACAGCAGCUCCACGGCAGAUGGCCAUGGUGACGACCAGGGCGAUGGUGAGGACAAGGAUGAUGAGGACGGACGACAGAUGGCAAGGCCGACGACCAGGGCAAUGGCGGCAGCUCCACGACAGCUCCACGAUAGCGACACGACAGCUGGUGAUGGUGACGACGAGGGCGAUUGCGACGACCAGGAUGACGAGGACGGAUUGCAGCGGGGUGGAGGGGUGACGCGGCUUGGGGGGGUAGACCUUCCCGGCACGAAUUCGAAAAUC
Molecule: messenger RNA, 944 nt
Organism: Chara braunii
Lineage: Eukaryota; Viridiplantae; Streptophyta; Charophyceae; Charales; Characeae
Source: the annotation of a GenBank genome assembly